AUGACGGAGCUGGUCGAGUUGCGGGAUGCCUCGACCUUCGAGGGGGACGCCAGCCCUUCAGUGCCAAAGCCGACGGCCUGGAACUCCACGGCAGUCCUUGCGUGCACAUGCUGCUUCCUGAUCUAUGUGCUUCAGAUGGUGGGGUUGGCAAAGAUUUCGCCUCACAACACCUCCGACACAGUCUGUGUGACGAUACCUGGGCUAAAGGAGAAAACCGUCCUACGCGCGUAUUACGUAAUCACGGAAAUCGCCUACCUCCCCUCCUUCGCGUGGGGCCUGGUCGAGUGCUUGCGGUCGGCUGCCGUGGACAUCCGCAUCCAAAGCAAUGCGUGGUCGACGUAUACGAAGCUCAUGGCCAGUACAACUCUUCUCUGUUUCUACCAGCUCGCGGCGCGGAUCCUCAUGGACAGCCUAGCCCACGACUACAUCAAUGGUGUGAACUUGAACGACCCGGUGGCCGUCCUUGGCUUCGUGACAGGCAGCACCCUGUCCUACAUCGUGCAGUGCCGGCUUUUCGCAUAUGCCGACCAUAUCAUGGGCUGCAACCGCCAAGGUUGCUGCUGGCGGCGCCGGGAAGCACCGGCCCAGCCUUCCGGGUGUCAGGACCGGCCUUUUAGACCUCCUCCCGCUGCGUCCGCCUGUGUUUGGGUCGCGGCGUGUCUGAUUGGGCUGCGCGCCUAUCACAGCGGUGUGCUGCUGGCGGGCUAUAAAGCGCCCCACUGGCUCUCCACCUUAGCCCGCUUCUCCCGCAUUUCCUACCGCUUCCUGAUGGGCGUGGCCCACUUCCUGCGGGCGCGUGCGUACUUGGAGCACCCUCUGAACGAACGCCUCAGCGCACAGUUGAGGAGCAACAUGGCCACCUUGAGCCAGAUGAUGGUCGUGGCGUGCGUUUUGGGCACCUCUACCGACUUCCUCGUCGUGGCGAGGGGGGUGGUGCUGCCAGACGUCUUCUCUCAGGAUUUCACUGAUGCCGAGAUGGACACCUUGAACGACCUCUUCACUCAGUGGCUGCCCGUCACGCUGAUCAUCACAGGUACCAUCGACAAGCGUGCUCCCCAGCAAACCAUGAACGACCUCCGGGCCUGUGGCUUCAACAACGGCCUGGUGCUCUUCUUCCUUUACCUGGGCACCUUUCUCUUCGGGGCCUGGGGCGCACGCGCCAUCCUCUUCGCAGCUUCCCCGGCCGGUCGGAAGGUCGCAGAGCUCGGCGGGGGUGCUCUGGCGCUGGCCAAGGGUGGGGCGGGCAUGAUGUACUUCGCCAUGCCAGCUCUCUUCGUGACGGUCCUCCCCUUCAUGGUCAACCUUGUGAAUAAGGCCGCCAAUGUCUCUGUCCCCAUGUGGCCGGGGGAGGGCCUGACCUUCAUCACAUACCACCGGAAUGCUGCACACCUCUUUGUGUUGGCGGUGAUCUUGCAUGCCGCCGGCCACAUAUGGUCGUUUGUCAAGGCGGGGAGCGUGGAGCAAUACACCACCGUCCUCUGGCAGGGAAACACGUAUGCCUGGCUUUGGCCAUGGGGAACUGGCGUUCUCAUCCUUCUCCUGGGCCUCAUCCUCUACAUCUCGUUUUGGGCCAUGAAAAGGCAGUGCUACGACUUCUUCAUCCGCAACAAGCGCGUGUUGGGAUCCCUUCUCCUGGUGCUUGCGGGCCUGCAUGGCUUCACCGGCAACUUUGGUCCACCCCGGCUUUGGUGGUUCAUGUCCCUGAUCCUGUGCCUCUGGAUGAUUGACCGGACCGUCAAGCGAUCCCGGGCCAGCCAGAUCAGCUGCAGCCAGCGUAUCCUGAAGAUGCUCAAUGCUCAAGGUCAGUUCAAUGGAGCGAUCCUGGUGUUGCGCUCAGAGGACACCUUCGUCGAAGCCGAGCCGGGUGCGGUGCUGCUGCAGGUGGUGGGCGUGAAUGGCCGUCAUCCGCUGACGCAGAUCGCGUAUCCAUCACCCAGCCGGCGCAACCGCUGGCAGGUGGAGUACCACAUCCGGCUACAGCCCAAUGCCGAGAAACAGAACUGGGCCCACCGCCUGUACGACCAUGCACGCGCACGGGAGGGCACAGAGGAGCCGAUUCACCUCGAGGUGGCUGGACCCAUGAACACCUUGGGCACAUUUGGUCAGGAGGAACUCCUUAAGGACGUCCAUCGCCUGCUCUUUGUGGCCAUUGGCGUGGGCUUCACCGGCUGUGUGCAUCCCAUGUUCCACGCCCAUGAGGCCGAAAUACCACCGGAAGCGAUGCGGCUCUGUAUCCGGACCCCCUCCCCGGAGUACGCGGACGCCGUGGAGCCGGUGUGCUCGGCCUAUGGGCUGCGCCGGGGGGAGCAACUGCGGAUCUCCAUCAGCGAGGACUCGUCACAAGCGAAGCCGGAAGAGCGGCAGAGUCGGAGCCAGUGGGGGAAGAUGCUCACUGGUGAGGUGGACGCCUUGUCCAAGGGCGGGGGUGGGCUGGUGCUCCUCUUCUGUUGCGGGCCAUCGCCCGCAGUGCAGGGCGUUCAGAAGUU
This is a messenger RNA of Symbiodinium necroappetens, 2486 nucleotides long. Lineage: Eukaryota; Dinophyceae; Suessiales; Symbiodiniaceae. The record is from the annotation of a GenBank genome assembly.